Sugiyamaella lignohabitans is the source of this 696-nucleotide messenger RNA. RefSeq lists its product as hypothetical. The record is from RefSeq and is a predicted model, not a curated record. NCBI's taxonomy places the organism in Eukaryota, Fungi, Ascomycota, Dipodascomycetes, Dipodascales, Trichomonascaceae. The transcript has a single exon. Bases 1 to 696 code for a protein of 231 amino acids.
AUGCCCGACUCGAGCGAAGCGAAAGGAGCCACGGGGUCUGGGGCAGAGCCCCAGCCGCCGGAGGCACAUGCCCACCAUCUACAAACAAACACAGAGUCUAUUUACCAUCCACGAGUGGACAGUUUUUGGUUGUCUUUGAGGGAGUCGACGGCCACACCGAACAUGAGCUCGCCGAGGUCGGUCGAGAACUCGAGGACCUUGGCGGGGUCGUUGAAGUGCGUGACGGCAUUGACGAUAGCUUUGGCGAGUUUUUCGGGGUUCUUGGACUUGAAGAUACCGGAACCAACAAACACACCAUCACAGCCCAAUUGCAUGCAGAGGGCGGCAUCGGCGGGGGUCGCGACACCGCCGGCAGCGAAGUUGACGACAGGGAACUUACCAUUGUUGGCAAUUAGCUCUUCCAGAAGCUCUACAGGCACUCUUAGUUCCUUAGCCUUGGAUUCGAGUUGUUUUUUAUCGGUAAUUGCCAACACUUCGGCGAUUUCGUCUUUGAUAAGGUUGAUGUGGCUGACAGCCUCGGAGAUGUCACCAGUUCCGGCUUCACCCUUAGUUCUUAACAUGGCAGCACCUUCAUUGACUCUUCGUAGAGCUUCACCAAGGUUUCUGGCUCCACAUACAAAAGGAACUUUGAAAUUGUCCUUUGCAAUAUGGUUUACUUUGUCGGCGGGGGUCAGUACUUCACUCUCGUCAAUGUAG